CGGUUUUCUUCGGGCUCAAUCAUCGUCCGCUCUCUGCAGUACGAUUCUCUUGCACUCCUUCAGCUCAUACUCACUUUUUGGCGUAGCUUGUUUAUCCUUUGGAUUGGGUUCGAUGGAUCCGAUCGACUCGUCGCCAAAUCCGUGAUUAGGAUGUCAAGACAUUGAGUUAUACUCCAGUCACACUCCUCUGAACUGUCGAUAAAGAAGGUUUUUUUAGCUAAGCAAGAGGAGAUGUUCUCGUUAUUAUAUGGACUAUGGAAGUAUCUAUUCACCAAGACGGAGUUUCAUGUUCUCAUCCUCGGGAUUGACAAGGCUGGCAAAACUACUUUUCUGGAGAAGUUGAAAUCGAUAUAUUUGAACAUGGAAAGCCUUCCUCCUGAUCGAAUUGUUCCGACUGUUGGACUAAAUAUUGGUCGCAUCGAAGUGUCAAAUACGAAGCUUGUGUUCUGGGACCUGGGAGGACAGCCUGGUCUUCGUUCAAUUUGGGAAAAAUAUUAUGAAGAGGCCCAUGCUGUAGUAUUUGUAAUUGAUGCCGCUUCUCCAUCGCGCUUUGAGGAUUCAAAAUCUUCUCUGGAAAAAGUUCUUCGGAAUGAUGAUCUUCAAGGAGCCCCUCUUUUGAUAUUGGCAAAUAAGCAGCAGGAUCUUGCCGAAGCUGUGUCAGCUGACGAACUGGAUCGGUACUUGGAUCUUAAGAAGUUGGAUGAGAGGGUUUACAUGUUCGAAGCUGUCUCAGCAUAUGAUGGGUUGGGAAUUAAAGAAAGUGUAGAAUGGCUAGUGGAAGUCAUGGAGAGAAGCAAGAGAACUGAGAUGUUGAGAGUGCGUGCCGGGGUGACAGGUCCUGCUUCUGCCUAAGAUUAUAUCAGGUUGCAGUUGUAAUGGCUGUAAAUAAUCUAUAGGUUUGACUUGGAUGGACGUGAUCAAGACAUUUCUAAUCCGCUCCAUGGGCGAUGAAUCUUUUUUGACAGCGUGGAAGUCAGAAGUCUGCGCCAUACAGGUUCAAAGAAGGAAGCACCUCUACUCAUACAAAUGAAUUGAGAUUAUAGGAGGAGCCAAAUUGGAUUUUUUGAUAUGUAUAUCUAGAAUCGAAACAUUGUAUCUGUUACUGCCUCGAACUAUUUGCUUCAAUAGUCAUUGCUUCUAAUGCGGUUCUGAUUAAAAGCAAAA
This is a messenger RNA of Rhodamnia argentea, 1164 nucleotides long. RefSeq names its product ADP-ribosylation factor-related protein 1. Gene Ontology annotation, cellular component: Golgi apparatus. Lineage: Eukaryota; Viridiplantae; Streptophyta; Magnoliopsida; Myrtales; Myrtaceae. The record is from RefSeq and is a predicted model, not a curated record. Gene Ontology annotation, biological process: Golgi to plasma membrane protein transport; protein localization to organelle; intracellular protein transport. Gene Ontology annotation, molecular function: GTPase activity; GTP binding. The transcript is spliced from 7 exons. Bases 232 to 852 code for a protein of 206 amino acids.